Molecule: messenger RNA, 722 nt
Organism: Tauraco erythrolophus (red-crested turaco)
Lineage: Eukaryota; Metazoa; Chordata; Aves; Musophagiformes; Musophagidae
Source: RefSeq, a predicted model, not a curated record
AUGUUCUCCCUCAUCACCUCCUUGAGGUUUUUCACCAUCUCCUUGAGGUUCCUCAUGACCUUCAUCAUCUCCAUGAGGUUCCUCAUCACCUCCAUGAGGUUCCUCAUCAUCUCCUUGAGGUUCCUCAUGACCUCCAUGAGGUCCCUCCCCAUCUCCCCCACUCCCCUCACGCCCCUUCCCCAUCUCCACCUUCUCCAGAUCCUCUACAACCGCACCAUGGUCCAACUGGGCAUCUGCGCCUUCCGCCAGGGCCUCAUCAAAGACGCCCACAACGCCCUCCUGGACAUCCAGUCCUCCGGCCGCGCCAAGGAGCUCCUGGGCCAAGGUCUUCUCCUGCGCAGCCUCCAGGAACGCAACCCCGAGCAGGAGAAGGUGGAGAAGCGCCGCCAGGUCCCCUUCCACAUGCACGUCAACCUGGAGCUCCUGGAGUGCGUCUACCUGGUGGCGGCCAUGUUGUUGGAGAUCCCUUACAUGGCCGCCCACGAGUUCGACGCCCGGCGCCGCAUGAUCAGCAAGCAGUUCCACCACCAGCUGCGCGUGGGCGAGAGGCAACCUCUGCUGGGGCCACCGGAGUCCAUGCGGGAGCACGUGGUGGCCGCCUCCAAGGCCAUGAAGAUGGGCGACUGGCGGACGUGCCACCGCUACGUGGUCAACGAGAAGAUGAACGGCAAAGUGUGGGACCUCUUCCCCGAGGCCGACAAAGUCCGCGCCAUGUUGGUCAG